AUGAGUGGAGUGGGAAUUGAUAUUGGAAAUGAGAAUUGUGUGAUUGCUGCAGUGAAGCAAGGUAGGAUUGAUGUUUUAUUGAAUGAUGAAUCCAAACGUGAAACCCCUGCGGUGGUUUGCUUUGGGGAGAAGCAAAGGUUUUUAGGCUCAGCUGGUGCUGCUUCUGCUAUGAUGCACCCCAAGUCCGCAAUAUCUCAAGUGAAGAGACUAAUAGGUAGGAGAUAUGCGGACCCUGAUGUUCAAAAUGAGUUGAAAAUGCUCCCUGUUGAAACCUCGGAAAGUACAGAUGGUGGCAUUCUAAUGCACUUGAAAUACUUGAAGGAGAGUUAUGUGUUUACCCCGGUUCAAAUAGUAGCAAUGCUCUUUGCACACUUGAAGACUAUGGCUGAAAAAUAUUUUGGGACCACUUUUUCUGACUGUGUUAUUGGGGUUCCAUCGUACUUCACCAACUUGCAGAGACAAGCUUAUCUCAACGCAGCAGCAAUUGCAGGGUUGAAGCCUUUGAGGUUGAUCCAUGAUUGCACUGCAACUGCUCUUAGUUUUGGAGUUUACAAAACAGAUUUUGCUAGUGAAGCUCCUAUUUAUGUUGCAUUUGUUGACAUUGGUCAUUGUGACACUCAGGUUUCUAUUGCAGCUUUUCAGGCUGGUCAAAUGAAGAUACUCUCGCAUGCUUAUGACUGGAGUUUAGGGGGGAGAGACUUUGAUGAGGUUCUAUUUAGUCAUUUUGCUGCAAAAUUUAAUGAACAGUACAACAUCGAAGUGUAUUCUAAUGUCAGGGCAUGUAGGAGGCUGCGUGUAGCAUGUGAGAAGUUGAAGAGGGUUUUAAGUGCAAAUCCAGAGGGUGAUCUAAGCAUUGAGUGCUUGAUGGAUGAAAAAGAUGUUAAGGGAUCUAUCACAAGGGAAGAAUUUGAGAAUUUGGCAUCAGGAUUAUUGGAGAGAAUUAAUGGUCCUUGCAACAAAGCAUUGGCUGAUGCAGCCUUGACAGUAGAAAAGAUUAAUUCUGUUGAAUUAGUUGGUUCAGGUUCACGGAUUCCAGCUAUAACUAUAAAAUUAACUUCUCUAUUUAAGAGAGAAGUCAGCCGCAGAUUGAAUGCAAGUGAGUGUGUAGCUCGUGGUUGUGCUCUCCAGUGUGCAAUGCUCAGUCCUUCUUUCCGUGUCAAAGAAUAUAAGGUCCAGGAUUCUAUUCCUUUUUCCAUUGGACUUUCUUCUGAUAGAAAGCCAAUUCGUUCAGUAUUGGAUAGUGUACUCUUCCCAAAAGGCCAACCCAUUCCAAGUGUUAAAAUUCUCACAUUUCAGUACAGUGAUUUGCUCCGUUUGGAAGCCUUCUAUGUCAAUCCAGAUGAAUUACCACCCGGAACUUCUCCUCAAAUUAGUUGCUUCACAAUUGGUCCUUUCCAUGGAGCCCGUGGAAGUAAGUCAAGAAUCAAAGUUCAUGUUCAACUAAAUUUGCAUGGCAUUAUCGGUAUUGAAUCAGUUACAUUGGAUGAAGAUCAUGUGAAUGAUUCAGUUACAACAGAUGGUUCUCAUUCAAAUUCUGAAACAAUCAAUAUUAAACCUGUUUCUGAGACUAUUGAAAAUGCCUCAGAAGAUAGUAUCAAUAAAAAGUGUGAAGCUCCAUGUCAUUCUGCUGAUGGUACAAGAAAAGAUAAAGCUAACAGAAGGCUUCAAGUGCCAGUGAGUGAAAACAUUUAUGGUGGAAUGACCAAGGCUGAGAUAUUGGAAGCUCAAGAAAAAGAACUCCAGUUAGCCGAUCAAGACAGAACUAUUGAGCUAACCAAAGACAGGAAGAAUUUGUUGGAGUCUUUUAUUUAUGAAACAAGGAGUAAGAUAUUCAGCACAUAUCUAAGCUUUUCUAGUGAACAAGAGAGGAAAGACAUAUCUAGGAGCCUGAAAGAGACCGAGGAUUGGCUUUAUGAUGAUGGAGAUGAUGAAACUGUAGAUGCUUAUUCUGCAAAACUGAAAGAUCUAAAACAGCUGGUGGAUCCAAUUGAGUAUCGAUAUAACGACACAGAAGCGAGACCACAAGCUACAAGAGAUUUGUUAAGUUGCAUUGUAGAGUAUCGAAUGUCAGCAGAUUCUCUUCCACCCCAAGAUAAAGAACAGAUCAUAAAUGAGUGCAGUAAAGCAGAGCAGUGGCUAAGAGAGAUGAUGCAACAACAAGAUCUUUACCCGAAAAACUUUGAUCCAGUAUUGUUGUCAAGUGAUAUCAAGAGCAAGACAGAGGAUUUAAAUUCAGUAUGCCAACAGAUAUUGAGAUUCAAGGGUUCUCCAAUUCCAACAGAGGGUGAAGAAGACAAGAAGAAUACAUCUAAUCAUCAAUGA
Sphenostylis stenocarpa is the source of this 2322-nucleotide messenger RNA. The record is from the annotation of a GenBank genome assembly. NCBI's taxonomy places the organism in Eukaryota, Viridiplantae, Streptophyta, Magnoliopsida, Fabales, Fabaceae.